UCGCACGUACUAUAUCAAUAGCAAAUCAUAGAGAGCCAGUUGUCCAGGUCGAUUAAGGUUGUCAUUCCACGGUGAUGAUGAUGAUAUCGACAACAGGGGUGAUUGCGACAGCGAAGGCACAAAUUUUUUAUGGCGCUGAUCACUGCCGACGGAGAUUACGAGUGCUCACCUUGUCGUGACUGUCGGCAAUCGUGUUUUAUUUGUCAACGUUGUUUUGUUUUCGUUCCACUCAUAUGGAUGAUUAUCAAUGUUGCCCUGAUUGUUGAUUUUUAUUUUUUUUUGUUUAACACAAGCGUUUAAUUACUAUAAAGAAUGGGUCAAUAUCAGAUAAGUUUAGAAAAAAAGACUGAAACUAAGACAUCAACAAAAUGCAAGCAGAAACAGACGAUCUUUGUUCUUUCGAGGAAUUGGAUGGUACCUUUAUACCAGUUGAAAUUUUACCAUGUGAUAUGGCUACACCCAGAGCUCGGAGUUCAGAUGCCUCAUCGAUAGUAGAAUUAGGAAAACAACUUUUAGAAAGUGCCAGGAAAGGAGACACUGAAAUGGUCAGAGACCUUAUGUGUAGAGGAGCACCAUUUACAACAGAUUGGCUUGGAACAAGCGCCUUACACUUAGCUGCUCAAAAUAAUCAUGUAGAAACUGCUGAAGUAUUAUUAAGAGCUGGAAUCUCCAGGGAUGCUAGAACAAAAGUUGACAGAACACCAUUGCACAUGGCUGCUUAUGAAGGUCAUCAUCAAAUGGCACAGUUACUUCUCAGCUAUGGAGCAGAAGUUGAUAGUAGAGAUAUGCUUCAAAUGACACCACUACAUUGGGCUGUUGAAAAAGAAUUUGAAGAGGUUAUGUUGGUACUUUUAGAGCAUGGAGCAGAUCCAAAUGCUUUGAGUAAAUUUGAUAAAACACCUGUAACUCUUGCGGUUGAACAUGAUCGAACAGAUUUAGUCAAUAUGUUACAACAAGAAAGAGAAAUUAUGAAUAUCCAACAAUCUCAAAUACAGUCAGCUGAAAUUGAGGCAGCCACUCAAAAUUUGAUUCAAAUGGAAGCUGAAAGGCUAAAAGAGGAACAAGAGAGAAUUCAAUUGGAAGAACAGCAGCAUAAGCAAAGGCUUGCCCAAUUAGCUGCAAAUAAAAAACAAAAAAUGUCCUAUCAAGCAAUUAGGAUGAAACCAGUAAAUGAAAGUGAACAAAUGAAGGAUGGCUUACAAAGGUUAGAGGGGAGAAAUGUGCACCCUGUGAACAAAAAACAAAGAGAAAUUAUCAAUCUAGGAGAACAACCACUUAGAUUAUUGCAAGCUCAUGGUAUUACUAUGAUUCCAAUGGAAAAUGAUUCAACAAUUGUUGAAAAUGCCAUGGAAAGUGGUCAAACUGUGGUUUUAACUGAAGCUGGAAAACUGGCUCUAAAUCUUACGAGGUCGAAUACUCUUAAUGUAUCACCAAUUAAACGGUUACAAGUUGGCACAAAAAAAGGAUCCACGAGAAAGUUAAUCACGAUAAGAGCCGAUCAAUUUUUAGGUCAAAAUUCAACACCAAUGAUGUCAAAAGGGCCAAAUAUUUUGAAAAAAUCGUCUACUGACAUAAAAGCAGGAAAUAAAAUCUUUCUUACGCCAAUCGGAAAUGCAAAUUCAACUAUUCCAGCUUUUACAGCGACUAAACCUACGAUCACCUCAGUAAAGCAGAAACCGGUAAUUUCUAAGGAACCUGUACUUUUACAAAUAGAUGAUGAUUUGGAAGAAGUGUAUGAAGAAGAGCAGAUCACGGACGUGGCUGAACUUAAUCGAAAAUUAGCAGAAGCCCGAAAAGAAGCUGAAGAAUAUCGACGUCAGUUAAAGAAAAAGGAAGAAGAAGCUGAAAUAUACAAGCAACAGUUAAAACAUUUGACUGCUCAAAAAGCCAUGAUGAAGUGAUUUACACAGUGCCUCUUCAUUAAGUUUUAAGAAAAAUGUGAACUCUAAAUAAGAAACUAUAACUUAGGAAUCGGUUGAAAUUUGCCUUAUAAAAUUGUGCAAAUUUUGAAAGAACUGAUUGCAGUGAUAUGCAUUUGUGAAAAAUGAAAAGAAAAUGUUUUAUUAAGGAACCUUGGACUAACAGAGCGACAUUGCAUUUUGUUUUAAAUUACAAGUGUCGCUUUGCGUGUAAAUAUUUUAACACGUUUCAUACACAUACGUAUUCAAAAAUACUAUGAAAAUUAGAUUUAUAGUCAAUUUUUGCUGAGAAGCUUGACUUUACUUAAAUAAGUGAAUCUAUUUUUUUUAAUAUUUCAAUUUGGACAAUUUUCAUGUGUCAUUCCAUAUUUUUCCUACUGUCUGUAACUUCCAUAUGUCAUAUUUAUACAUACGUGUCAAUAGAUUUUUUCAUUAAUCAUCUGUAAAACAAAUUUCGAAGAAUAUCUGAAUCGGACAUGAAAUGUUUGAAAUUUGAAAAUUGUCCAACUGUAUAAAAUGGAAAAAGAAGGUAACUACUGUCAUUAGUAAUUACAAAAAAAUGAAAGUCGUAAUGUUUUUAUAGCCAUAAACGUUGUACAUAUUUCAAAGAAAUAACUAUAUGAUAUAUAUAGAAUUUGGAAUGUGUAAAUGUAUAUGUCGGACAAAAGAAAAAGCAAUGAUCUAUUGAAUCCUCAACUGGUUGAGAGAAAAAAAUUAUGUAAAAUAGUACAGAAUCAUCUAUAAAGAAAUCUACGUUUGUACCUCUUAUCACGCAAUAAUAAAAAUUUUUAUAUCAGAAAUGUUUUCUUAAAUUAAAAAUUGUUUAGUAUUCAUAUACGAAUAUCACUA
This is a messenger RNA of Phymastichus coffea, 2768 nucleotides long. It is a transcript of the gene Atac3, whose product is annotated as GA-binding protein subunit beta-2. The transcript is spliced from 7 exons. Gene Ontology annotation, biological process: positive regulation of transcription by RNA polymerase II. Bases 369 to 1901 code for a protein of 510 amino acids. The record is from RefSeq and is a predicted model, not a curated record. Gene Ontology annotation, cellular component: nucleus. NCBI's taxonomy places the organism in Eukaryota, Metazoa, Arthropoda, Insecta, Hymenoptera, Eulophidae. Gene Ontology annotation, molecular function: transcription cis-regulatory region binding; protein binding.